This is a messenger RNA of Gallus gallus (chicken), 1821 nucleotides long. RefSeq names its product dual specificity phosphatase 13-like. Gene Ontology annotation, molecular function: protein tyrosine/serine/threonine phosphatase activity; MAP kinase phosphatase activity. The transcript is spliced from 6 exons. Gene Ontology annotation, cellular component: cytoplasm. The record is from RefSeq and is a predicted model, not a curated record. Gene Ontology annotation, biological process: negative regulation of MAPK cascade; protein dephosphorylation. The coding region runs from base 753 to 1361 and encodes 202 amino acids. NCBI's taxonomy places the organism in Eukaryota, Metazoa, Chordata, Aves, Galliformes, Phasianidae.
GGUGGCGUACAUCCUGUGCUCCACGGGCGAGACGCAAACAAGAAAAGCAGUUGAGUUGUUUGGUGCAAAAAGCAGCUUCCCGGGAUCGCUCCAGCCACGGUGUCGUUGUGAUCAAUCCGCAUUGUGGUGCCCUGGACAGCAGUGCUCCAGAAGAGAGCCAAAGGGGAGAGAGCAUCACCCCCUGCUUGUCAGACAUCCACAGCCGAGCUGGAAAUUUCGGUAGGAGCCUGUGGAGGGCAGCGCUGCCUUGCUGGGGAUAGUGCACAGAAUAGCUCAAAGAUGCCAGCUGCUAAGAACAAGCACAGACCACCCAUCUCACAAUGGGAACAAGUUCUCAUGAGGCUCCCGCACUGACUAUGGCUUUAAUACCAACAACCAACCAAACAAACCUCAUCAGUGCUCUCUGGAGGUGAGAACAGCAAUUCCAGAUAAUGAAAUCCUGGCAGGACAAACGCUCCUGAAGUCUCAGAGAAGGGCUUCCUUGGAUGUCUUUGAACUCUUGCUCUUGAUGGCAUUCUGCCUCUGUUUGUACUGAGCCUCCUGGGUCUAAGAGAGCAGUGUUGCAAAAGGGGCCCACGUACUCUACUGCAGGAUCUGUAAGGGAGUAAAGCAGUCCUAGAUGGGAUUUUUAACAUGGCAACAAAGCCAGAACUUUCAGCUUCAUAAUUUUCCCAAAUUCAGAUGCUCUUUUUUCUUCACAUUGCAGAAAAGCUGUCUCUGAUACAACCUGAGUGUGUGAAGAGAGGAGCAAGAUGCUUCACACCAGAGACAACUCCUUUCCAAGCAGCAGCGCAGGGGGCACAGCAUCCUAUGAAACACCAGCUCUAGCAGACCUCCAGCGACUGCUUUGGUUCAGAGGAGGGUCUGAUAACCACGUGGACCAAGUCUGGCCAAAUAUUUACCUGGGAGAUGCGUGGGCUGCUAGGAGUAUAACUACUAUUCAAAGCCUCAACAUAACUCAUAUCCUCAAUGCAGCAGAUGGGCCAUAUAGCAUCAACACAGGAGCCAGAUAUUACAAAGAUCUGCAAAUAGAGUACUUCGGAAUAGAAGCAUUUGAUGAUCCUUCCUUUGAUUUAAGUAUCUUCUUCUAUGAUGCUGCCAAUUUCAUAGGCAAAGCCUUAAACACUUCAGGAGGUAAAGUGUUCGUCCACUGUGCCAUGGGGGUGAGCCGCUCUGCAACGUUAGUGCUUGCCUUUCUGAUGAUCCAUGAAAACAUGACGCUCGUGGAUGCUCUGAAAACGGUGGGUUCUCACAGAGACAUCUGCCCAAACACAGGGUUCCUCAGCCAGCUGCGAGAACUGGACAUUAAAUUAAGCGAGGAGAGGAAAGGAACCAGAGAACCUGCUAGCAAAGCAUUGUGAAACAGUAUCGCUAGAAGAGAGAGGACAAAACCUUACUUGAAUUUCCUGGAUCUCUUCGAAAUGGAUUGCAUUUGCAAACUAAGGACAUAAGUUUAAGAUGCACUAGAUUGUAUGUUGUUACUAAGAAUACAUUUUACCCGACCUUCCUGUUUUGCAAAGCCACCUUAGCUUACACCUACUGUUGGUCGGAUAUUAUAUCCUUCCCUCUCCACCUUAAAACAUUGCUCUCUGUUGGUUUAAAAAAAAAAAAAAAAAAAAAGAUAUCAGGUUCCACUUCAGAAAUAGCUGCAUUUCAGCAACGAGUGAAGCUCAUAUCACUUUAUGAAGUGUUAGGCCAUUUGAGGUGAAAGAUGCCGUAUUAUUUAUGCUACAAUAAUGCUUAGAAGUUUUCUUACGGAUCAGCCGCCCCCCAUCCCCUUCACUUUCUGUAUCCAAAACGGUUCAUAUUUUGAGACCUGAA